Molecule: messenger RNA, 2212 nt
Organism: Scatophagus argus
Lineage: Eukaryota; Metazoa; Chordata; Actinopteri; Scatophagidae
Gene: tescb
Product: tescalcin b
Exons: 8
Coding region: 202-852 (216 amino acids)
Molecular function (GO): calcium ion binding
Source: RefSeq, a predicted model, not a curated record
CAGAGGAUGAGACCUGCCUGGAGACCGAGCAGGAAACAGGAGGUGUGUGAGCGCGGGGUCUGCCAUACAAACAAACAAACACUCAGGUGGAGAUGGAUGAUACAUGAUCAUCUGAGAUCAACAGUUUCGGUUCAUAUCUGACCUGCCUUUGGAUAACGUGCAAAUUAGGCUGCAUAGGGAGGAGAUUUUUCUUCCCGAGGUAUGGGUGUACUACAGUCCUUACCUGGCCAACCAGAAUACGUUGAUCUGGCAGAAAAGACUGGCUUUUCAUUUGAACAGAUCGGAGUCCUGCAUAAAAGAUUUAAGCAGUUGAGCCACAAUGAAGAAACCUUGCGGAGAGAUCACUUCAAUGAAAUCCCAGAUCUAGCAUGCAAUCCCAUCCGCUCACAGAUCAUCGAGGCCUUCUUUGACAGAAGAAACUUCCGUCAGAAUGGUGAGGGGACUGUCGAGGAGAUCGGCUUCGAGGAGUUUCUGGUGGUCAUGUCCCAUUUCAGACCGCCAUCGCUGCACAUGACGGAGGACCAGCGUGAGGGCGUCAGGAAGGAGAAACUGAGAUUUUUAUUCAACAUGCAUGACACAGACAACGAUGGGACGAUAACCUUGGAGGAAUACAGACAUGUGGUGGAGGAGCUGUUAUCUCUCAGCGGGGCACUGGGGAAGGACACAGCCAAAAGCAUUGCUGAUGCAGCCAUGUUGGAGGUGGCCAGCAUUUCAAUGGGUCACAUGGAACCUGAUGAGUUCUAUGAGGGAAUCACAUUUGAACACUUCCUCAAGUUGCUGAGUGGCUUCGAAAUUGAAUCAAAGAUGAACAUUCGCUUUUUGAAUAUGGACACAACAACCUUAUGUAAGUGAUAUUGGUACACUAAACUGUGCAGUGACUCUGCGAAAUCUCAGAUGAGCCAUUAUCACGGUUUGACUAUAACGGUAACUAUCUGCUGUUUCCUGCACCAGUUUGUCGCUUGCAUUGAAUAUAUGCCUUACUCAUGUUUGAUUAACUAUGCAAAUUGAAAGCAAAUGUGUACUGUGGCUGCAUUAGGAGUAGUUUACUUUAUUGUAAGCAAUAAUAUGAGAUAAGUAGUCAAAUAACAAACAGCCUUUUGGCAGCACAACAAAGCAAUAAUCAAAUAUCCAUGCCUGGAGUAAUAUACUAUGCAUGCAAAUUUGGAUGCUUGACAAAUGUCUGAAAAUGUUCAUGCAAUAAGUCAAUAACUCUCAGUAAUCAGGGAUAUGAGCUUUCUCUUUAAGUAUAUCUGGAUGUGUCUAAGUCAAAAGUCUGGAAUGUAAUUUGUUCGUGUUACAAAUAUGACACUUGGAGCAUAAAUUUGCACAGUAAAAGACCUCAAGGAAACUGAUCUCGCUUCAGUUCAUGAUGUGUACUUGUCAUAAAAAAGGAAACGGGAGCGCUGUCAUGCAAGAUUAAAUGCUUAAGGGCAGUAUCUGAUUAUCUUAUUUAAGAAUAGGAGGAGAUACAAGUCACAAUAUUCAUGUCAAAAAUCUAUUACUCCCAGCCCAGAAAAUCAGUGUGAAAGCAAUCUAAGAAUAACUGCGAGUGGAUUACAAAUAGGAAGUUAUGUUGGUGAAGUGGUUACAGUGUAUACCAGAUGCAGUGACCACAACAUCCAGUUUGGGUCUGAUAAAGGAUCUUUGUUGUCACACCCAUCUCUCUUUCUUUCUCAUUUUUCCCACCAGCUCAUUUUACUGUCACCAUUAAUUAAAAGGCUUAAAUCACCAAAAAUAAAUAAAUAAAUUCCUUCCUUCCUUUGAGGCAUUUAUCUAUACCUGAUUAUUUUAUCUGUAGCCUCUGGUGUUGAUGUACUGACAGAUGUUGAGUUUUUGUGUUAUCUGUUGGAUGUGUACUAACAACUUAUUAUUUCCUGUGAAUGCCAGACGAUAGACUGUCUAAAAAUGUGGCCAUCAGCACUUUUGCUGCACUUUGACUUCUCACUUCAGUCAGGUGUAUACUGCCCUCCACAGGUCAAACUAUGUAAAGCAUAUUAAAUGAAAAUGAACCUGCAACUGACAAGUCUGUGUAAUGUCUAUAGCAGAGAAUUUGGAUAAUGCGAGAAAAAAAAUGUGUGGUGCAGUGCUUUUAACAUGAAAUAUGGAUAACUGAUCAGAUAUCAUUUUUACAAUCCAUGUCAGAGUAUCACAUAGGCUUUUACUUUGUGAAGCUACCCAUGUUUUACAAUAAAAUAUGCCAUGUGUAACUUUG